This is a messenger RNA of Acanthochromis polyacanthus (spiny chromis), 1231 nucleotides long. It is a transcript of the gene rcn3, whose product is annotated as reticulocalbin 3, EF-hand calcium binding domain. Lineage: Eukaryota; Metazoa; Chordata; Actinopteri; Pomacentridae. The coding region runs from base 32 to 976 and encodes 314 amino acids. Gene Ontology annotation, molecular function: calcium ion binding. The transcript is spliced from 7 exons. The record is from RefSeq and is a predicted model, not a curated record. Gene Ontology annotation, cellular component: endoplasmic reticulum.
AGUUUCCACUGGGCUCCAGAACUCCAUCACGAUGCUGCCGUCCUUCAUCUGGUUCUGCCUCCUGGCUGCUGCCGUCGCUGUUCCUGCUCAGGAGAAGAGAAUCCAUCACCAGGCCGACCUGAGCGACCGUGCCCACGACGACGCUCACGGCUUCCAGUACGACCACGAGGCCUUCCUGGGAAAAGAGGAGGCCAAGACCUUCGACCAGCUGAGCCCUGAGGAGAGCAAAGCCAGACUAGCGAAGAUCGUGGAUCGGAUUGACACUGAUAAAGACGGAUACAUCAGCCAUGCAGAGCUGCACUACUGGAUCCGACACCGGCAGAGGAGGUACAUCGAAGAGAAUGUCAACAAGCACUGGCACGACUACGACAAGAACCAAGAUGACCGAAUUGGCUGGGAGGAGUACAAGAAUACCACCUAUGGAUACUACCUGGGUGAGGAGUUUGAUGACGUGGAGGACAAGGCCACCUAUAAGUCCAUGCUGACUCGGGACGAGAGACGCUUCAAGGCGGCCGACCGAGACGGAGACGGCGUCGCCACCCGGGAGGAGUUCACCGCCUUCCUCCACCCCGAGGAGUUCGACCACAUGAGAGACGUGGUGGUCCAGGAAACUAUGGAAGACAUCGACAAGGACGGAGACGGAAAGAUCAACCUGAACGAGUACAUCGGUGACAUGUUCUCACCUGAGGAUGGAGAAAGUGAACCUGACUGGGUCCAGACGGAGAGGAAACAUUUCUCAGAGUUCAGAGACACCAACAAGGACGGGUACCUGGAUGGUUCUGAAGUGGCCCACUGGAUCCUCCCAGGAGAAGUGGAUCACGCUGACAACGAAGCCAAACACCUGAUCCAUGAGACGGACACCGAUAAGGAUGAGAAAAUAACCAAGAAGGAGGUUCUGGCCAACUGGAACAUGUUUGUCGGCAGCCAAGCCACUAAUUAUGGUGAAGAUUUAACGAGGAGACACGAUGAGCUUUGAUGUUCCAGAAGAAGCUCAGAUGGUUCAUAUUUGUGUUGUUUUACUGGCUUCUGGUGGUUCUGGGUUUGGGUUCUGACCCGGUAAUCCAUACUGUGUAUGUGAGGACGGGUUCCUGAUGAACGGAUCUGAAACGUUCUAACAACCAGCUGGACCAGGACGUUCUCCUAGGAGAAGCUGUGAUCAUGUUAGUGAGAAGGAAAGCUGUCGCUGAUCAGAGCUCUGUUUAACAUUAAAGCUGUUUUUUCUACUAAUGGA